UGCGGAGUGAUAGUGAUAGAUGCGGAGUGAUAGAUGCGGAGAGGAUGUACUGGACACAGGGGUGACAGCUGAUGACCUGUGCAGGACUCAUACCGAUUGCUGUGCAGCAGACUUGGCUCUCGGCUCCUGUACUGCCAGCCUGGCACUGGGCACGUUCAGAAGACAUGAAGAGUGCCCGUCACUAAGGGAAGAAUCAGCCCAGUGACACCGGACAAGUAAUGUGCUACUGACCAUCGCUACAGCAGCAUGAAGGUGAAUGGAGGAUUUGCACAGUAUAAUUUGAAGAAGAGCAUGAUGGGAAUUGAAGGAAUGACCAGUGAGAUCCUGGAGGGCAGAGAGAGCUUUUUAUGCCAGGUUGGGAAUUCUGCAACUUUUGGUGACCAUAUGAGCAGCUAUGAGGGUGCUGCCACUACGGAGUAUGUUGACAACAGGUCUGCACGGUUCCACACCUCUAUGUGCUUGAAUGGGAUGCACUCUACCAGCCGCAUCAAGCAGGAGGGUCUCUGUGACUUCUCACACCUCUCCUCGCCCUCUCGCCUGUCUGGCAUCUCAGAGCUAAGGGCGGCUCUCAUUUCUGACAACGUUCUGCCACAAAAUAGACUUAAAACCCGUCUGUCAUCAUACUUUUUAGACUCUGUGCACAGUACCUUUCCAGGCUCAGAGACAGGCAGCAGCAAUUCUCCAUCUCCUCGAUUCCAAUCUGCAGGGAGAAGUGGAUGCUCCCGUGAUAGCGUUGAAAUUGUGGGAAUUAUUCAUUCUUCAAACACUUCUAUGCCCUCCUAUAUGAACAAGGUUUGUGUAUCACCCACAAGGGUGCUCUUUAGUUCUGGAAGUGUCCCUAUCAGCAGCCCACCAAAAGCUUCACUGGCAGAAGGUCUUUGUGGGUCGCCAUCUUCUGCUUUGGGUAUCCUUUCUAGUUCUGAUGAGGGUGAACUAAAACCCCCAGAAAAAGUACACAUACCCUGCUCAGGGGUCACCGCCAACCUCCACCUCAACACCACCCAAAAUGACUGUAGUAAACUCAGCUUCUUAAAGCAAGAACCAGAGGAUAGCUAUCAGCAGGGGCUUCUAUCGCCCCUCCAUCUUCCCUCAGCAAUGUCCCCUAAGGCACUAACCAAUGAACAGGAUAAGCUUGGAGCAGAAGGGAUACAACUGUGUCGUUGGAUAGACUGUAGUGCAUUGUAUGAACAGCAGGAGGAACUGGUGAGACACAUUGAAAAGACACAUAUUGACCAGCGUACAGGAGAAGAUUUCACAUGCUUUUGGGCUGGCUGUGUAAGACGAUUUAAGCCUUUCAAUGCUCGUUACAAGUUGCUCAUUCACAUGAGAGUUCACUCUGGGGAGAAGCCAAACAAGUGCAUGUUUGAAGGCUGCAGCAAGGCAUUUUCAAGGCUGGAGAACCUGAAGAUUCACCUGCGAAGUCACACAGGAGAACGUCCUUACCUGUGUCAGCACCCCGGCUGCCAAAAAGCGUUCAGUAACUCCAGUGACAGAGCAAAGCAUCAGAGGACUCAUCAGGACACAAAACCAUACGCCUGUCAAAUUCCUGGUUGCUGCAAGCGAUACACAGAUCCCAGCUCAUUGCGGAAACAUGUGAAAGCCCACACAGUGAAGGAGCAGCAGGUGCGCAAUAAGGCACAACACAUUCUGGAUGGCAAGUGGGCAAAAACCAUCACCCAAGAAAUUCUGAAUGGUGCUCGGCCACGUGACAUGGUGGCAGGUCUGUAUAACGUGUCUUCCAAUAAUCACAACAUAGUGAGCCCAGGAAUAAUAACUCCAGUUUCGUUGCGAUGUCCUGAUAUAGAGGUCCCUUCUAGCUGCCUGAUGUCAGUCACAGAAAGAGCCCUAGAGAGAUGUCUUCAGGAUGGUCAUGGACCUUUUUUUAACGUGUCUUCCAAUAAUCACAACAUAGUGAGCCCAGGAAUAAUAACUCCAGUUUCGUUGCGAUGUCCUGAUAUAGAGGUCCCUUCUAGCUGCCUGAUGUCAGUCACAGAAAGAGCUCUAGAGAGGAUAUCCUCCCCCACUCUUGCAAAUUUUUCAGCUCCAUUGAAACCUGCGGUGUCCUCUCCAAUGCUGCACAAGGGAUCCUCUCCGAGCUGCCACCAGAAAUCCCCCAACACAGAGCAUUGUCUGACCGGGAAACCUUACUCCACGUUUCAGAGUCCUACAGCCACCCAUGUGCAAGAAUUUCAGGGCAAUUUUGUGCAAUACCCGGAGUGCUAUCGAGAGAUCCAGUGUCUGAGCAGAGAGUCACUUGACCCAAACCAAUAUCAAGUUUCUAGUGGACAAUCUUCAGGGUAUGAAUUACACAGCGGUAAUGCGGGUGCUCAGUGUGUAUCGGAAGACAUCAGAUCAAUCUGCUCACCAGACAGAGACUUCUUUCCUCAUGCUGCCUUUGACCACUGCCUUCCUCAGAUACCGUCCAUUUAUACUGGCACUUAGGACUUGCUCUGCCAAAACUAAAAGGGCAGCUGCACCAAUAAACGUUUUUCUCAUUUUCAGUGGACAGUGGUGGAAAGCCAAAGGCAUGUGUAUUUCGGAAGCUCCAAUGAGAUUGUGCGGUACUCAUCUCUGUCUACAUCUCCUUCCACAAGACAUUAAUGAAAGAGUCACUUUCUCAUAGCUAGACUUGGAAUUUAUUUAUUCUAUAUUAUUCUGAAUUUGUUGGUGGAGUGUGACCAGUGAUGGACUGGCCAUUGGGACUACAGAGGGUUUCCCGGUGGGCCGAUGGCUCAAUGGGCCGGCUUCAGGGAUAGCGGACUGCCCCCCUCUGCUCCUCUGUCUCUCCCUUCCCACAGCGCUCACCCCUCAGCGCUCACCUGGGG
Rana temporaria (common frog) is the source of this 2825-nucleotide messenger RNA. RefSeq names its product GLIS family zinc finger 1 (gene GLIS1). The transcript is spliced from 13 exons. The coding region runs from base 247 to 2442 and encodes 731 amino acids. Gene Ontology annotation, molecular function: RNA polymerase II cis-regulatory region sequence-specific DNA binding; DNA-binding transcription factor activity, RNA polymerase II-specific. The record is from RefSeq and is a predicted model, not a curated record. Gene Ontology annotation, cellular component: nucleus. NCBI's taxonomy places the organism in Eukaryota, Metazoa, Chordata, Amphibia, Anura, Ranidae. Gene Ontology annotation, biological process: regulation of transcription by RNA polymerase II.